Messenger RNA from Camellia sinensis, 471 nucleotides. Lineage: Eukaryota; Viridiplantae; Streptophyta; Magnoliopsida; Ericales; Theaceae. The record is from RefSeq and is a predicted model, not a curated record.
AAAAUGGAGUGCCGCCGCAGAAACUGGUGAUGGGGCUACCCAUGUAUGGUAGGACAUGGAAAUUGAAGGACCCAAAUCAGAAUGGAAUGGGAGCUCCUGCAAAUGGGACAGGACCUGGCUAUUUAAGGGUCAUGAAGUAUAGUGAUAUUGUGGAUUUUAAUCUGGCAAACAAUGCCUCUGUUGUGUUUGAUGAGGAGACCGUAUCGACAUACUCAUAUGCAGGAACCGAUUGGAUUGGGUAUGAUGACAUGGAAUCGAUCAGCAACAAGGUGAACUUCGCUCGAGCGAAUGGCCUCGGUGGAUAUUUCUUCUGGGCAGUUGGAUUUGACAAGAACUGGACCAUCUCUGAAGCAGCUUCCAUGGCAUGGGACUAUCAAAGCUGAACAAUGGGGAAGAGUUUGACGAGGGCUAAAGGUUCUAUGGAUAACUUAGAUGAGGCCUACAGGGACCCUCUCUCUCUCUCCCUCUCCC